This is a messenger RNA of Abrus precatorius (Indian licorice), 1092 nucleotides long. Its product is annotated as protein PHOTOSYSTEM I ASSEMBLY 2, chloroplastic. The record is from RefSeq and is a predicted model, not a curated record. The transcript is spliced from 6 exons. NCBI's taxonomy places the organism in Eukaryota, Viridiplantae, Streptophyta, Magnoliopsida, Fabales, Fabaceae. The coding region runs from base 177 to 698 and encodes 173 amino acids.
AAUUACGGAUUGCAUUACAUACAUAAAAAAUAGAGCAAAAUCUCUACGGAUUAGGGAUUGAGAGAGAGAAGAGUACGUGGAGAGCAUGUGACCUAUCGAUUCGGUUCUCUCUCUUCCUUCGUAGCAUUAGCGAAUUGGAAGUGACAUCGAAGUCCAGUUGCAUUUGGUGGUGGCUUAUGGCGUCUGCUAUUCUUCAAUGGCUUCCUCCAAUUCCCAUUGCAAACCGACGAAAGACGCACAUCGUUAAAUCAAAUCACCAAAACAAAAGCUCUGCUCCUUCUCACACCGACCACUCCUUAAAGGAGGAGCUCCGAGUAACUAUUUCGAGGCGUCAUUGUCUCACGUGUCUGUGUUCAACUGUGGUUUUGAUUGGUAGUGAUUAUGGAAGACCUGUUUUUGUACCAAAGGCAAAUGCUGUGGAUGGCAUGGAAAAGCCCGUUUGCAGAAACUGUGGUGGAAGUGGUGCCGUCCUUUGUGAUAUGUGUGGUGGUACAGGAAAAUGGAAAGCUCUAAACAGAAAGCGAGCAAAAGAUGUUUAUGAAUUUACAGAAUGCCCAAAUUGUUAUGGUCGAGGAAAACUUGUCUGCCCCGUUUGUUUAGGAACUGGUUUACCAAAUAACAAAGGUCUUCUGAGGAGGCCUGAGGCACGGAAACUGCUUGAUAAAAUGUAUAAUGGAAGGCUACUUCCGAACUCUUAGAAGUUUGAGCGCAUUUGAGGGUUGCUAAUGCAGCAUUUUGGCUAGAUAACGGAGCCAGUGACAGCUUUGGUAAUUAACUCCUAGCACAGAACAUGCGGAAGAUGUUUCUGCUUAUAUUUUUGGGCUAGAUGCAUUCCACAACUUAACCAUCGGCUUGGUUAUCAUCACUUUCAUUGUUAUGUAUUCAAAAGGUCUACUAUUUGAUGAUAUAAUCUUCUUAUUCAUGUAGAGUGAAUUGACUCAUGUAUAAUACGGUAAUUUCUAGCAAGAGUAGCUAUUUAGGCUUCUAUUUAUUGACCAAGUAAACCUGUAAAUUUUCAACAACUCGUGUACACCUAAUGCCUUUUUGAUAUACUGCAUUUUAAUUUUAUGAUACGUGUGCGCAUUUAUAUUC